UCACUUCCUCCACGUCGAUUUUUUUUCUCUCUUUCUGUGAUGUACUUUAACCUCCACCCUCUCCUCUCAAGUCCUCAUUCUGGUGGCAGGGUGUUUGGUGCUCCGCCGGAAACUCUUUGAGCUGAAUUUUUUGCGCUCCCCCACCUGCACAACUCCCAGUUCACCAUGUCCAGGCAGGUCGUGAGGAGCAGUAAGUUCCGCCACGUGUUUGGCCAGCCGGUGAAGAAUGACCAAUGCUACGACGACAUCCGCAUCUCCCAGAUGACCUGGGACAGCUGCUUCUGCUCGGCCAACCCCAAGUUCGUGGCCAUGAUCGUGGACGCCAGCGGCGGCGGGGCCUUCAUGGUGCUGCCCCUGAGCAAGACCGGGCGUAUCGACAUGUCCUACCCCACCGUGUGCGGCCACACAGGUCCGGUGCUGGACAUCGAGUUCUGUCCUCACAACGACAACAUCAUCGCCAGCGGCUCUGAGGACUGCAGUGUCAUGAUCUGGGAGAUCCCGGAUGGCGGCCUGACGUCCCCCCUCACAGAGCCCGUCGUCAAGCUGGAAGGCCACUCCAAACGGGUCGGCAUCCUGAGCUGGCACCCCACCGCCCACAAUGUGCUGAUGAGCGCAGGCUGUGACAACGUGGUGAUCCUGUGGAACGUGGCGCGCGGGGAGGCGGUGGUGAGGAUGGACAGCGUGCACACCGACCACAUCUACAGCGCCUGCUGGAACAGGGACGGCUCCAGGAUUCUCACCUCCUGCAAGGACAAGACCAUGCGGGUGCUGGACCCGCGCAAGGGCACCGUCCUCUACGAGAAGGAGAAGCCCCACGAGGGCUCCAGGCCCGUCAGGGCCGUGUUCGUGUCCGACGGGAAGAUCCUCAGUACGGGCUUCAGCCGCAUGAGCGAGAGGCAGGUGGCACUGUGGGACCCGAAGGACUUUAAAGAGCCGCUGAACCUGGAGGAGCUGGACACCAGCAGCGGCGUCCUCAUGCCGUUUUUCGACCCGGACACCGGCGUCGUCUACCUCUGCGGCAAGGGCGACAGCAGCAUCCGUUACUUCGAGGUGACGGACGAGGCUCCCUACGUCCACUUCCUGUCCAUGUACAGCAGCAAGGACAGCCAGAAGGGAAUCUGUUGGAUGCCCAAGAGAGGCCUGGAGGUCAACAAAUGUGAAAUUGCCAGGUUCUACAAACUCCACGAGAGGAAAUGCGAGCCCAUAGUCAUGACGGUGCCUCGCAAGUCUGAUCUGUUCCAGGAGGACCUGUACCCGGACACCAUCGGCCCCGAGCCCUCGGUCGAAGCCGACGAGUGGUUUCAGGGAACGGACGGCGAGCCCAUCCUGAUUUCCCUGAAGGAAGGGUUCGCGACGACCACCAAAUCCAAGCAGUUCAAAGUCAUCAAGAGUCUCCUGAAGACCACGUCCGCGUCCGUCGGCAGUCAGCCGGACAUCUGUGGGGAGGUCCAGUCCUUGAGGAGGGAGAUGAAGGACCUCAAAGCAGCGAUGGAGGAGCUGGUGAAGCGCGUGAGCGAGCUGGAGAGCAAACAUUAAACCAGAGGAGCUUGACAAACGAGAAAAAUAAAUAAAUCAGGAGCAGAAGUCGAGAGAAGCGGGAGGAACUGAGGACAGACAUCGACUGCUGUGACCUUCUGAUCGCAGUGACACAAAGGGAGCUGGUUGAAGCAGCGGCUGUUAUCAAACCUUUUUUUUUUUUUCCAGAGCUUGAAUUUGUUUAUUUUGUUUGAUCAAAGUUUUUUUUUUAAUUCGUAUUUUUAAUAUAUGUUUUUCCGUUUUGAAAUAAAGUCUUCUGUAUUUUGAAAAUA
Scophthalmus maximus (turbot) is the source of this 1808-nucleotide messenger RNA. RefSeq names its product coronin, actin binding protein, 1A (gene coro1a). Gene Ontology annotation, biological process: actin filament organization; cell migration. Bases 166 to 1536 code for a protein of 456 amino acids. Gene Ontology annotation, molecular function: actin filament binding. The transcript has 11 exons. The record is from RefSeq and is a predicted model, not a curated record. Lineage: Eukaryota; Metazoa; Chordata; Actinopteri; Pleuronectiformes; Scophthalmidae.